This is a messenger RNA of Sorghum bicolor (sorghum), 1495 nucleotides long. RefSeq names its product ethylene-responsive transcription factor 2. The record is from RefSeq and is a predicted model, not a curated record. Gene Ontology annotation, biological process: ethylene-activated signaling pathway; regulation of DNA-templated transcription. Gene Ontology annotation, molecular function: DNA-binding transcription factor activity; DNA binding. NCBI's taxonomy places the organism in Eukaryota, Viridiplantae, Streptophyta, Magnoliopsida, Poales, Poaceae. The coding region runs from base 144 to 1025 and encodes 293 amino acids. The transcript has a single exon.
CCGGGCCCCCGGCCCAGCCCUCGCCGUUCAACUCCAUCACUUCUUCCAUUCCCAUUUCCCCAUUCGACAAACAGCUCACUCCCUCCUAGCUUCGUCAGCUCAUAAACCAAACAGAAAGAGAGCUCGAUUCCAGGAAGGAAAGGAUGCUGCUGAACCCGGCGUCGGAGGCGUUGGUGCUGGACACCAUCCGGCAGCACCUGCUGGAGGAGCCAGCGGCGGCGGCGGCGGGGGACGAGAGCUUCGGGAGCCUGGUGGCGGACCAGUGGAGCGGCUCGCUCCCGUUCCGCACCGACGACGCCGACGACAUGGUGGUGUUCGGGGCGCUGCAGGACGCCUUCGCCUACGGCUGGCUGCCCGACGGCUCCUUCGCGCACGUCAAGCCCGAGCCGGCGCUGUCCCCGGACUCCCACUCCUACUCCUACUCCUACGACGGCUCCUCCUGCUGCUUCGGCGGCCUCCUCCUGGACCCGGCGGAGCCGCUGACGCCCAGCAGCGAGGCGGCCGCCACGCCCAGGCGGGAGGCGGCCGCGGCGGCCGUGGCCAGGGGCAAGCACUACCGAGGGGUCAGGCAGCGGCCGUGGGGCAAGUUCGCGGCGGAGAUCAGGGACCCCGCCAAGAACGGCGCGCGCGUCUGGCUCGGGACCUACGACACCGCCGAGGACGCCGCGCUCGCCUACGACCGCGCCGCCUACCGCAUGCGCGGCUCCCGCGCGCUCCUCAACUUCCCGCUCCGCAUCGGCUCCGAGAUCGCCGCCGCGGCCACCGCCGGGGACAAGCGGCCGUCGCCCGAGCCCGCCACCUCCUCCUCGGACUCGUCCUUCUCGUCCUGCUCCUCCACCACCUCCUCGUCUUCGACCAGCGGCUCGCCCAAGAGGCGGAAGCGAGGCGAGGCCGCCGCCGCCAACAUGGCCAUGGCGCUGGUGCCCCCGCCUUCCCAGCUGAACCGGCCGGCCCAGCCUUGGUUCCCUGCCGCGCCGGUCGAGCAGGCGGCGAUGGCGCCGCGCGUGGAGCAGCUCGUCAUCUAGCCCUGCGCCGAUCGGUCAGAGCCAGCCAGCCAGCCACCGGGCACCGCGGCGAGGCAAUGAGGCGUGCCGCGACGGAUGAUGCGCCAGCCAAGGCUCCUACGGGACAAGGAGCUGCGCGGCACUUGCGCGGUGCACGAAUGCGACGGGGGCGCGCGCGCGCGCGCAUCCCGGUGACAGCUCCAGCGGAUGGAAUGCGAUAAGCUCGGGAGCAAUUGGAUUGGGAUCCGGACGAGCUCCGCUCCGGAUGCCGCUGUUGCUCCUCCGUGCAACUCGCGCAAGUGGAACGGAAGAAGCUGUCUGUGUGUAAUCAAGUGUCUUGUCUGCGAACGAAUUUUUCGGUAUAUGCGUCGUUGUCACUUGUCAGGGUGGGGUGUGGUUGUGAUGUGCUGCUGAUAAAAACUGUACAGACAAAAGAAAAAACGUAGGGAGACGAUGAGAUCAAGAACAAUCUGCUUUGUUCGUUGGUACCA